AUGUACUAUAGAAUACUGUCUCGAGAAGAGCGGCUGGAGAUGCCCCAGGAGCUCGACCCCCUCCCCUUGUCUGAUCGGCUGCUGUAUUUUUCCCCCCAUUCCCAUACCACACCCCUCCGGCAGAUCAAGUGCGUUCUCCUCCAAUGGCUGCCGUGGAUCCUGCGCAUGAACAGGCCGGGCAAAAAGAUCACUUGGAAGACGAUCAUGAUGAGUAACAAGAUGCGUGAGAUGGAGCUCAAGGAGAGGUCGUCCAAGUCGCUCUUGGCUAAUGUGCUGGACAUCGACGAUGACAUCCGGCAGAUCCAAGCCAUGGGCACCACCACCCCGACGGGAGGGGCGAGAGGGACGCCCUCGCACAACGGGGGACACCCUCGCCUGCUGGGCCGCUCCUACGAGGAAGGGGGCCCGCUCAUGACGCCGCACUCCUCCUUCUGCUUCAACAACACGCGCGAACUGCAGAACAUUCUGCGGGAGUUGCGCCACAUCACGAACCAGAUGAGGAGCGAUGAGGAUGACAUGGAAGUGAUCCUCGAGUGGAAGUUCGCGGCGAUGGUCGUGGAUAGGUUCUGCCUCAUCACCUUCACUCUGUACACAGUUGUCUCAUCCAUAGUCGUCCUGUUGUCGGCCCCACAUGUUCUCAUCUACAAGGAUUAGGUCUGAAAACGCGAAACAGCGGUUGACUAGUCUGCUGAGUGUUUAUACAAUGCAUUGAAGACGUUUAUUGAUAGUCAGUGUCGAUACGUUACGUUAAGAGACGGUGAUAAGACGAUAGAUAAUCUGGAAUACAUCGAAUGAUACCGUUCACAAAUCAGUGAAAAACAAAUCCAAAUCUGUCCUUUUUACUAUAUCAGUAAACACCAAAUAUAUUUGCAAGUUGUACAUUAGCCAGGAUUAUAAACACUGAUUUGAAUAUGCAUGUUAUUUGCAAUCACUGCUUUUUGUUUUCUUGACAAAAGGAAGACCGUCGGAGAACAGUCGUAUGGUGCUUAACAAAAUAACAUGAUCUGAAACUGAGAAAGAUAUCAAGAAAGCUGUUCACCUUAGCCCAUGACGAAGGGAUGUUCUUUUUUUUCUUUUUUUGUAGGCGAUUUUGUGAUUCGUGUUAUUUUGCUUGUAAAGGCAAUAAUACAUGAUGGGACAAUAUUUUUCCUUAGAUAUAUUCGACAAAAUUUUCAGCUAUUAUAUUGUUGAUAUUUCCAUCAUCGCAUAAUCUCUGACGUUGAUCUUUAUACACAGAAAU
Molecule: messenger RNA, 1240 nt
Organism: Penaeus monodon (black tiger shrimp)
Lineage: Eukaryota; Metazoa; Arthropoda; Malacostraca; Decapoda; Penaeidae
Product: acetylcholine receptor subunit alpha-type acr-16-like
Exons: 1
Coding region: 1-654 (217 amino acids)
Biological process (GO): monoatomic ion transport
Cellular component (GO): membrane
Source: RefSeq, a predicted model, not a curated record